UUCAUCAAAGACACUCAACUCCAGUUUUAUCCAGUCAGCCACCAGCAUUAUCUCCAGUACUUACUCCAUUAAGCAUUGAGACAACCCACAGUAAUCUACACCCAUAUGGGGGUGUAAAUGGUGCUCCAUCAUCCCUACUCACAACCUCUAGUACAUCAUCAGGAAGUCCUGCUAUGAAAGACAAGAAGCAGACUGUCAGGAUGAGGAAGAGAGAGUCGGAGAGACGGAAGGAAUCCGAUCUGCGCAAGAAACGUCCAAAUUCAACGUCUGGUAGACGUUCUGGAACAUUUGACAUUCGAUAUGACUACAAGCCAAAGCAGAAGAAUGGACAGAAAGCUCUUCGUCGCACUGCAUCCAUGCCCGACCGCAACAGCCUAAUGGGAGUGGACAUUGUACCCAACAAACAGUUUACUGAUGAUGUUGAUCGUGGUAUUGUAUCUGAUUCUGAACUGGAGCCUGCAAAUUUUUCACAUGACUUGGAUUUACGUGAAUUCAAGCGUGCUAUGUUCACUGCAGAUGACGAGGAGGAGGCUCUGCAACGCAGCUCCAGUGAACACGUUCUCAAUAGCGUCAAUACGGAGGAAUUCCGAAUUGAUGAGUCUGGUGGGUCUUUGUUUGAUUUUCACACAUUGCCUCUUGCCUACAUCCGAGCCAAACGUCUGCACAACUCCAAGAAGUUCUCUGUUCGUUUUGAAGUCACCACAGAACAAAUAUCCUCUCUGCUUGGACCACCACCAAAGAUAGUAAUACCAGAACGAUACAAUCCUCUUUCUGAUGAUGAUUAUGAGGAGCUGUCAGAGGAGGAGAAGAGAAGACGAUCAGAAAGAGCUGAAGGAAUUAAGAAAAUGUUGACCUCACAUAGUUUUCAAGAGUGGCAUCCCCGGGAAUUUUUAAAUGAUUGGCAGGAAACAACAGACAACGAAGAAGAAAUGCAGAAGAUUCGCAAUGGAUUAAAAGUAGAAAAAGAAAAACGUGAAAAUAUAUUGCAGCUGAGAGCAAACCUUGCAGAAGAAAUAAAAGAACACACUAAACAAUUGGGUGCACAAUCACUGAAGGUCGGUCCACAUAAAACAGGAGGGGAGGUAGAACGCUGAUGGAAUCACUCAAAUCCAAACAUCAAUGAAUAAUUCAUGACAAGAUAACCAAUCUGCUGAGCUGAGAGAUUUCUUGUGCAUAUUCAAAAGUGCCACUGUGUUGCAUAGAUUGAGAAACUAAAAAAGCAAAAUGCUAAAGAAUAUCUUUGUCACAGAAUUAUUGCUUUAUUUUCAUAAAUACAUGUAUCUUCUUCCAUUUUCUGUUGUUUUCUGCCAUUAAUGUUAGAACUUGUAUGUCCACAAAAUAAAUUGUUACUUGUAUAUAAAAUAUAACACUUUUGUUUACAGUAACUAUUAACAUUAAGUAUACCAUAUCUGCCUAGAUAGUUGCGGCUAACAAUUUUUAAUAAAUUAAUUGUUUAUAGAAUUUUUAAUGAACUUUGUGCUGAAAAUGUUCACAUUGUUACAUUUAGCAUAAAGGUAUCUUACAAUGUAAUAAAUGUAUUUCUACAUGAAUGCAGGAGGUCUAUGCUAAAAUAAUAAAAUAAAAAUAAAAUAAUUAAUUAUUUUUAAUAGAAAUUUGACUUACAAACAAGUUCAGGUAUUUAAUAUCUGAAAUAUGCAAAUUGAUCUUGAAUUUUUGUUUUUGUUUUGUUUUGUUUUUUUUUAAUUUGUAGUUCAGGAACAUAGUGGAAUUACAAAUUUACUGUUGAAUAUUUUGCAAAGGUUUUCAGUAUGUAACAUCCAAAUUGGGGCGGGGAAGGGUGAGGAAGGUGCAUCUGCUUCCUGUGUCUCAUCCUACUGCCUUGAUUCAAACUUGCUACACAUUUAUAAGCAGAAAUAUUAUGCAGUUCACUAUAAAAAAAUAUUAUAGUACAUAGCAAUAUUACAUUUUGAAAAUAUUUAAAUCAUAAUAUAGUGUACUGUAUUGAUACAUUUUAUUACAGUGUUUUCCUGCCAAUAAAUUACUUUAAAUAUCUUUUCUCUAACAAUUUUAAAUGCCUUACAGAAAUUAGUCUUUCUAAAGUUGAUGCCAUCCAAAUUUUCAAAAAAAAUAUAUAUAUAAUGUAUAAUAUAUUUAAUCUUUCAAUUUAACAUAUUUCACAAGAAAUGUAUAAUAAAAAUAGAUGAAUUUAAUUUCUGUUGUAAAUAGCUUACAUUUGUAUACAAAAUUUCAUAGAUUUGGUAUUACAUAAUAGUUUUUGGUGCACUAAAGUAUGAAUAAUGUUAUGCUAAUAAUGCUUUAUUUAUUUAUUUUUAAUAGAAUAUACAUUUCCUGUUUUUUUUAAAAUUCUAAUUGGAAUUACUGUCUUUAAAAUGACAAAUUUUCUUUAUAAAACUAUAUAUCAUGAAAUGAAUUUGAUUUUAGGUUGUCCUACUCUCCUACAUACUUGCAAACAACAUAGUUUAAUAUAUGACAUAGUAUAUUUUAUUAUUGUGUUAGAAUUUUGCAUUGCAUAAGGAUUAGAAAGUUUUUUUUAGAUUUUGCUGUAUAUCUUUAUCAAAGUGUGUGUAUUAGACAAAAUUCACUGGUUGGGAGUGUUGGAAUGGAGGGUUUUAUUUUUGAGUUGAAUGGUUUUCAGAAACGUAGGUUUUGUAAUUGAAAAAGGAGGUAGUAAAGUUAUGUAUGUAAUUUCUGGUACAGAAUUACUAAUAUGCCUGAUAAAUAUUAGUGUAUGAAGGUUAACUUUAUUACUUAUACAUAUACUGUAUCAUGAAGAGCAAUUAACUUAAGUAGAUAAAACUCAGUUUUUCAAAAAACAAAUAUAUUUUAUUGUCACAAUGAAUUUGUUAUAGCGCCCUCUAUAUUGUUUAACUUGAAUUUUUUGGUCUUUCACUGGAUUUUCAGAAACAGAAUG
This is a messenger RNA of Anneissia japonica, 2893 nucleotides long. RefSeq lists its product as uncharacterized. The transcript is spliced from 9 exons. NCBI's taxonomy places the organism in Eukaryota, Metazoa, Echinodermata, Crinoidea, Comatulida, Comatulidae. The coding region runs from base 174 to 1094 and encodes 306 amino acids. The record is from RefSeq and is a predicted model, not a curated record.